ACCAGAAAUAGAGACCAGUUGCCUUCAUCGAAGGAAGCAGUGAAGAAGCUAUUACAAUCUCUUUCUCGAUCACGACAAUGUUAAACCAUUUGAAAUAUUGGUGUUCUUUAUUGAUAAUGAUAUCAUGCCAUCGAACGGUGGUGCAUGGACAAGUUUACGCACUGGGUUCUUGUCCCAAUCUCAACGUCGUCUCCGACUUCAAAAUUGAUCAGUAUUUGGGAAAAUGGUACAGCAACCGCAGCUAUUUCCCAUUUUCUCAGUCUGGAUUGGAAUGCAUAACGGCCGAAUACGUAAAGAAUGGAGCAAAAGUCACCAUGAAGAAUGUCGGAAUUAAAAAAAUAACCAGAACAAGAUCGACGACAUCAGGUACUCUGCGCCACGUACAGCCUCCCAACGGCAAACUAAGCGUAUCAUUUUUCGGCGAUCCUACACAAGGGAACGCGAAUUAUUGGGUGCUGGACACGGAUUACACCUCGUAUUCUGUUGUAUGGAGCUGCAUGCACUUUGGAAUAGAACCCAUCAAUACACGCAUUGUGUGGAUCCUAACUCGUGAGCAGCAUCCCUCAAACGCUACAAUCGACGCGGCGUUGACGGUACUAAGGAAAAACGGAAUCGAUCAAAGUAAAUUGCGGUUGACGAAUCAACAGGACUGUUAGCCAUGCAGCUGAAACUCAUUUGGUAUAGUUUUGUUGGGAUGGGGUGUUAAAAUUAAUAAAAGGAAGCGCUUUAUUCAUUUUUUUAUGUUUUAAGCUUAAAGUGUAUUUAAAUGGUCAUCCUCAAAAUGUUCUCUUGUAUUUGGUGGGAAUUGUACGAUUACUAAGUGUAAAUUUUAAAGGUUCAAAUGUGUGUCGCAUAACGUUAUUGCCAAAAAUCCUGUGUUUAACCACUAACCCAACCCCUUUAACGAAGAGUUUCUGCUUGUAAAAAAAAACACCGGCAGUUAAUACAGAAAAUAGGGGUGUAGACGA
Daphnia magna is the source of this 968-nucleotide messenger RNA. Its product is annotated as lazarillo protein-like. The coding region runs from base 78 to 656 and encodes 192 amino acids. The transcript is spliced from 5 exons. NCBI's taxonomy places the organism in Eukaryota, Metazoa, Arthropoda, Branchiopoda, Diplostraca, Daphniidae. The record is from RefSeq and is a predicted model, not a curated record. Gene Ontology annotation, molecular function: pigment binding.